CCCAAUAUAAGUGCACGUUGGUUCAAAAAAUUAAAAUUAAAAACAUUGGGAAAUAUAAAUUUUCAAAUAUUUUCCUUAUUUUUACCGAUACUAGUAUUUUACAUAUUAAACCUUCUAUUUGUUGAUAACAUGCGUUAGUCCACGAAGGUUUACGUGAAAUCGAGGAUUAAAAUCCAACCAAAAGCUGAGUGAAAGACGGGUCAAUAUUUACGAUCGAAAUGUCAUCCUUUAGUAAUGGGGAACCAGCAAUCUCAUCUACGAGUAGUUAUGUUGAAACGUACAUGGACUGUAAGUAUAUAUAAGUCUGAAAUAAGUGCUAGGAUUGUGGGACACGAAGUAGUGUUGAUAGAUAGGAUACUGCGUUGCUCAGAUCGCUAUGAAGUGUAUAAGCCAUAUAAAAUACUGUCCUUUGCUGGUCACAGAUAUUUUGUCUAUUCUCAUUGGAAACUUCGAUGUUUUUAAGCAUUUGAAUGUUUCAAUUAGCCCAAUCAAGCACAAUUGGCAUAUCUGUGAAAUGCUCUUAACAAGCAUUGAGGUUUCACAAAAUGUGCCCUAGUGCCCCCUAUUUCCCCCCUCCAAUUAUGCCAGACGAUUUUAAUAUUUUCAGAUGUUGAAGCGCUACCUGACGAUCUACAAAGAGAUAUCUCACAAAUGCGAGAGCUGGAUAUGAUGUACCAAGGUAUAUGGUUUUCCGUAGAUCUAUGGGUUUUUCAAGCCGAACUGUAUACAUAUUUUAGACCUUACCUGGAAUAGAUGCAAAAAAUGUAACUAUAGGCCCUCUGCAGGAAUUGAACUUACAAUUUCAAGACUUUCUCCAGAAGUUUGUGUAUAUAUACUAGGGGAUGCCACCGAAUGGUCACAGGUUCGAUUCCCACCGUGGUCAGGCAAACUUUUCAGCUUGCCCACCCGUGUGGAUGCACACUCAGCGUAACAUCAUAUUCACCCGAGUACAUAACACCAACACACACAAAAAAUUUUAGGCAUCAUGUUCCCUAGAAGAAAACGUUAAUGGCAUGUGCAUGGUAUAAAUACUAUAUUAGAAUAGUUUGUGUAACAUACUGUUACAAUAUGUUAAAAAAUUUCAGAGAAACUGAGAGAAAUUGGUCGUUGGAUGGACACGUAUCACCAGAGAAAAGAAUCGUCUGUUAGAAAACGAUGUAUGAUCAAUAUUCAAAGAUGUUUGGUGAAAGGUCAAGAAUUGGGGGACGAAAAAUUACAACAUGUCUCACAUAUGAUGGAUAUGGUAUAGAAUUCAUAUUGCAAUAAAAUAUUACAAACUUAUGGCAAGUCUAGGGGUGUGUGGGGGGUUGCAAUGUCCACCUUCCCCUAGAUUAGGAUUGAUUGGUGGUUAUCAAAAUUUCCAACUUUUGAUGGUAGUGGUGAAUGAAGCAUGUACAAAAAUAUGACCAGCAAACGAAGCCAAAAUGUGGCCCACUUUAUUGCCAAGUCCAUCAUUUUUUUAUGCAUCAAGAGGAAAGUGCUGGCAACCCUGAAUUACACCCGCAAUGUUUAAGAUGUGUUUACCACUGUUUACUAUCAACAGACAAAAACAUUGUGUGUACAAAAUUGUUAAAUAUUGCAGGUGGAUACAAAAAGUCGUCAGGUUGAGAUUGAAAUGGAGUCGGCUGAACUAAGAAGUGAUCAAGCACCAACUAUACCACUGAAACAAGAAACACAAGGUAGAAGGACUACAUUGUCACAUAUGUACCGGUACCUACCUAAUGCUAUAGGAUCUUACUGUUAAGGGGAAAUGUGUUGGGCUUAAUUUGAAUUCAUAUAACACUUUAGAUGAUCAAGAUACAACUCAAAAAGCUGGUGAAAAAAUAAAAACUACAAGUAUGUAUUUCCUACACGUUUAGGAAUGAAGCUAUUUAAAGCAUGUCUAAGUAUUACUUACCGGUACCAGAGUAUGUUUGUUCUGCGCAUCAGUUCUGCUCAUAACAAAGGGGGACUUCCCCCCCAGAUAUAAACAUUGCCCAAAUUUUGCAUCUUUCAAACUUUUUUGAAAUGUAGAGUUUAUAUUCAUUUACAAGCAUAGCGAAUCGGAAAAGUAUUAGAUACCGUAUUUAGUUAGUAUAUCAUAUUUUACAAGUAUAGCAGUUCAAAACGUAAACAUGAUGAGUGGACCUCAUCUUUAACCUGUAUCACCUGAAUUCUUGCUUCUCAACAGGAAAUCGUCGUAGACUUCAUGAAAAAGUUAAGCAAGAACAGGAUGUGGAAAAUCCAGAGAAAAUCUCAAAUUCUGCUGAGAAUCCAAAACCACCCAAAAAAAAGAAAUUCAAUCGAAAGUGAGUCAGAAGUUCGUACAAUAUUGCGUUUUGUAUUUUCUCCAGAUAAUCCUGGUUCCUCCUGUAGUAACACUGCCUUACUUUUGUGUAUUCUGCAGAAAGAAGAAAGAAAAUAGUUCUCCAACGCCCGAUAUUCCAAUUGAUCCAAAUGAACCAACUUACUGUCUAUGUAAUCAGGUAACUUUAAAAUAUCGAAUCAAAACAUAUUUAGAUCAUGAAGCAUGUGACAUCUUUGUUUCUCUGGACAGGUUUCUUUUGGUGAAAUGAUAGGCUGCGAUAAUGAGGGGGUAAGUUUCUCUGAUAUUUAGUACCAACAGUUGCUGUGUCAACAUUUCUUGCCAUCAAGGCUAAUUACAUACAUGCACAAUGAAUGGCUCCUGCCUCUUAAAUACUAAUACAUGUACUUUGCUGUUAACUGUUCAAUUAUUAUAUAUUUUUAGUGUGCAAUUGAGUGGUUCCAUUUCCAAUGUGUUAAUUUAACUUCGAAACCCAAAGGAAAAUGGUAAUUAAUGCUAAAUGUUAAACAUAAAAUACUUAUUUGAGAAACUAUAGCUUCAUGUGUUUUUCUAAUAUCCUCUCCAGGUACUGUCCAAAAUGCAGUCAAGAAAGACAGCGAAAAAAGACGGACAAAAAUGACAAGACUGAUAAAUCUGAAAAAUAGCAUAUUUUGUGUAAAUUUAUAUAUACUGUUGUGUGUUACGCCUGUUGAAUGCAGUUUGCAUGAAUGUAUAUAGGGCAUCUUAGCUUAAACAAUUGUGGAAAUGUUAGUGAAUAGUCAUAAGUGAAUUGUACUCUUGCAUGUAUAUUAUAAAUAAGAGGCUUUAGUUUUCUUAUUUCAUAUCAUAUAACAUCUAAAUUAAAAAUUCUAUUCAUAAUUAUUUCUUAUCAAACUAAAAAGCCAUGAUCCGGCUUACUGGACCUCUAGGACUAGGGAAAACAGUUUAGGAAUGAUGGAGCUUUCCAGCACAAAUGCAGGUAGUUUAGUUCUGACAGUGCCACAAGCUACUACCCUCCCCAGUCUUUAUAAGCUAAGCUAAAUAGCUCAGACCAUAAAGCAUAAGCCAUAAGUUCAACUUAGUUCAUACACAAGUUGUUAGAGCAACAAAAAAUUAAAAUACAAAUAUCCAAUAUAUAUAUUUAGUGUUAAAAUUCAUCAUCUAUACAAUAUGUACAAAUCUAUUACUUUCCCUAGGGCUGUUAUAUCUAUGAAAAAAGGACAUUUAGCAAAUUUUAAUGGUCUCUGCUUGUGACAUGUUUUUGAAUGGAAUACUGCAUAUUAUAUUAAUGGAUAUAUAACCAUUCCCUUCUUAAGCCUCGUUUACACUAUCAAAGUUUCUGUGAUCACAGUAGGAAUUUUGCAUGGGCAAAUUCUAAGUUUUGGACUGAUUUGUAAGAAAUGUUUGCGGCAACCGACUCAGUGUUAAAUUAAACACCGAGUCAGUUCCUUCAAACACUACAAAUCCUUCAAAAUACUACUUAACAAUUAGACAACGAGGCCGAGUUGUCUAUGAGCGAAUAGUCAACGAGGCGAAGCCGAGUUGACUAUUUGCUCAUAGACAACGAGGCCGAGUUGUCUAAUUGUUUUAGUAUAAACUUUAACAUUAAUUUACAAAUAGGCUGCAAACACAAUACAAAAAUACACAAAAAAAAUAUAAAACCAUUAAAGGUAAACAAAUAUUUUAGUUUUUGUUCGCGUGAAAUGUUUUACAAAAUGUCAAAAUUCAGUUUUAAUUUUAAAAUUUCAUUGAGUGUAUGUUAUUUUGUCUAUUUUCUUACCCAUAAAAAUUGCCAUUCCAUAUUUUUGUUGCUUUUUUCGGGGGGUUUUAGUACAGAAUUGUUCAACAAGUCGUCCAAAAAAUCAUCAGACACUUCGGCAAAAGUGCAAAACACGAAUUUUCCGCCAUUUUGAAUUUUCUAUUAGUAGGCUAUCACUAUAAAUAGCCUACUAGUAGCGUAGCCAAUCAGAAGGCACGAUAUGUGAUAGCCUGCUAGUAGGUUUAUACUAAAAUACAAUAUACUUACAUAUGCAAAAUUCCUACGUGAUCACAGAAGCUUUGAGCUAAAGUGUGAACCAGACUAUAGCUUAGUAAUUCCUAAACAAGCUUCUGCCUAGCUACUAUAUUAAUGCAAUAAUGGAUAUAUAAUUUAGUUGGACAUUAAUUUGAGUUGAGAAAUACGAUGUAGAAUUUCUAUGAUUUGUAGAAUAUUUGACGCGGCCGUGUUAUACACGUAAAAAUGGACAAGUUCACAAGCUGACGGCAAGUUGUGUUCGCACUGCUUGUUCCCAGUUGUUGUAACAAGUUUGGAACAAGCAGUUAACAACUUGUAACAAUUAAGCUUGAUGGCAUUAUCAAACUUGUUACAAGGUUGUUCUAACAAUAAGCAAUUAUUGGAUGAGGCUGAGCAUGAUAUCAAGAAUUAUUCAGACCGAGGUCAAUGUUAUCUGCCGAAGCGAAGCUGAGGCGGAUAACAUAGACCGAGGUCUGAAUAAUUCUUGAUAUCAUGCGAAAGCAGAAUCCAAUAAUUGUUUUAUUAUACAUUUAAAGACAUGAGAAACGUAUAGGACGAUUCCUGUUCAUGAGGUAGGAAAAGUGCAAUUUGAAUAUCAAACACCUUGCACAAAGUCAAAGGUCAGCUAAAUAUUAUAUUUCUACUUCUAUUUACCCCUUUGCGGCUUUUUUCGUGCUUUCACUAUCCUUAUCUGCCAAUAAUUUGGAGAGUUCACUUUCAUUCAGCGAAGCAAAUCUCCUGUCGGCCAUUGUUUGUUUUUUUCCCGCGCUUAUACUUAUAGGUUCAAGCUUUUGGCCGCGCAAGGGUUUGGGCACGAGAGAGUCCAAUAAUAUUUUUUUUUGGAUGCAAGUUCGAUCCAAAAAAACAAUUAUUGGACGUUGAUGACGUCAUCGGCGGAAAAUACGUAAUAAAUGCCGAAUACUGAAAAUUAGCCGGUGCUUUCUGACCAAUUUGAAACGAGAAUACAUAUUAAAUGUAUAAUAAGUCUGAUUACUCUGAUACGGUCAUGAUAUAGCAAGAAUGUUAUAAGGUUGACGACACAAGGUUGUAACAAUAUUGUUCUAUCAUGACUGUAUCUGACUUGUUGGAACAACCUUGCAACAAGUCUGAUAAUAUCAACAAGGUUGUUACAAGUUGUUAACAGCUUGUUCCAAACUUGUUGACAACUUGGGACAAGCAGUGCGAACACAACUUGUUGGCAGACUUGCUACAAGAUGCGAGAUUUUUGCGUGUGUAGGUCGUUUGGUUUUAGUGGCCAUAUUUCAAUCACAGUCCGGACCUAUAUGCUGUCGAAUGUUUUUGAACCAAACGUCCUUGUCUUCUGGAGAAUUUGCGGAGAAUACAAAGUAGACCUUUGGAAAUACAAUCCUAAAUAAAAUGGAGUAAAGAACAGUAUUAAACUAACUUUGUUUAUACUGGAUAGCUCUAAUAUUACGGUCUGGUAUACUUCUUUGUUUUCAACCACG
Paramuricea clavata is the source of this 5764-nucleotide messenger RNA. The record is from the annotation of a GenBank genome assembly. Lineage: Eukaryota; Metazoa; Cnidaria; Anthozoa; Malacalcyonacea; Plexauridae.